AUGGCAGAGGACGAGGACAUCGGUCUCGAGACGCUCCAAGCCCAAGUCGACAUGUCUCUGGCAUUCACCCAGAACCUAGUCUCGUCCUGGUUGAAGCCCACCGAGGGCAAACUGCCCUCGUCAAAGUCUCGUGGCAACGAAGAAAAAGAUCUAGCAGAGUACAUGCGAAGACCUCCACGGUUAGGCGUCGGUGCUGCCGUCCCAGAGUCGACGAGUCUGCUUAGCCGCGACAGUGCGCGCUUGAAGAGCAAGCUCACCGCGUCCGCGGGAAAGAAACGUGCACGCGAGGAGGAUGUACCUGCGGCCACCCUGCCCUCGGACGACGAAGAGGAGAGUCGGGCGAGUGUUAUCAAGAAGAAGGCGAAGGUAGAUCCCUUCGCGCCCAAAGACAAGGGCAAAAGGCGCGUUCUGGACACCCCGAAGGCACUCAACGAACACCCGAGCUUCCAGAGGCUCAAUGGUGAUAGGGACGGUGACAAGGACACAAAUGCUGCAACGACCGUGCCUCCUGAGACGCCUUUUCGCGAGGGCCAGGGCGAGCACAAUUCUGGGACGCCGACCGCACCGCUAUCUUCGAAGAAGAAAAAGAAAAAGAAGGACCGUCACUCGGUCAGCCAACUCGUCAUCGAACGACCAAAGCUGCCCCACAAUACGCAGUCGUCCGAGCAACCCACGGCUCUUACCCAUGACUCCGCCGCUGACACUCCAGGGAGUCUUGGAACGUCCUCGAAACCCGUACCACCUGCGGAGCGCGCAAAAUCUCUGCCGUCAUCACCGACGAGGCCACCAAUGAGCCACAAAGGACGACUAUCACCAUCUCCUACCGCACCACCUCCCACAUCCACAACGUCGUCACCGUCUAAGUCCGCACACACGCCCAAGACUCCCCUCCUGAAUCUCCUUGGACCUCCCCAGGAGGCGGAGGCCACCCCAGCGUCACCGUCGAAGAAGAAGCGGAGGAGAAAGAAGAAAAAGAAGAAAGCGGUCGCGCAAGAGGAGCAGGUUCCUGUCGAAGAGGGUGAUUCUGAUGGGUCAGAGUGA
Molecule: messenger RNA, 1041 nt
Organism: Rhodofomes roseus
Lineage: Eukaryota; Fungi; Basidiomycota; Agaricomycetes; Polyporales; Fomitopsidaceae
Exons: 3
Coding region: 1-1041 (346 amino acids)
Source: RefSeq, a predicted model, not a curated record